UCCCGGUUCCGCCCGGUAGCGCCCGGAGGGACCCGCGGAGGCUCUGCCCGGGCUGUCCCGGGGUGUCCCGGUGGGUGCCGGUGGGGCCCGGUCCGGCCCGGAUGGUGCUGGCCGGGGGCCGAGGCGCGCCGUGAGCCCGGAGCGCUCCGCAUGGACCCCCGCGGGAUGCGGCCCGGGGCGCCCGUCCUCCUCCUCACCUUCCUCCUCGGCGUUACCGGUGGGGGCCGCGUGGAGGUGCCGCGCAGCGUGACGGCGGUGCUGGGUCAGGACGUGGUGCUGCCGUGCCGGUACCGGGCGCAGGAGCAGGAGCAGGUGGUGCAGGUGACGUGGCUGAAGCGCGGCCCGGGCGCGGGGGCCGAGGUGGCCGUGCUGAACCCGCAGCACGGCGAGCACGUCCAGGAGCCCUUCGCUGGCCGCGUCCUGCGCCACGGCCACGGCGGCCUGGAGGACGGGGACAUCCUCCUGCGCAACGCCGUGCAGGGCGACGAGGGCGACUACGAGUGCCACCUCAUCACCUUCCCCAUGGGCAACUUCGAGGGACGGCUCACCCUCAGGGUGCUGGUGCCACCGCUGCCCAUCCUGAACCCGGGCCCGCCGCUGGAGGAGGGCCAGGGCCGGACGCUGGCGGCGUCGUGCACGGCCGAGGGCAGCCCGGUGCCGUCGGUGCGCUGGGAGACCGAGGUGCGCGGCACCAACGCCACGCGGCGCUCGGCCCACGCGCGCUCGGCCUCCGUCACCAGCGAGUUCUUCCUGGUGCCCGGGCGCAGCAUGAACGGCAAGAGCCUCACCUGCGUGGUGGCACACCCCGGCCUGCGCCACGAGAAGAGGAUCACGCACCUGCUCAGCGUCGCCUACCUGUCGGACGCGUCGGUGCUGGGUCACACGGCCGAGUGGCAGGAGGGGAUGGAGGGGGCGGCGCUGACCUGCCUGGGGGAUGGCAACCCCCCCCCGACCUACAACUGGACACGGGUGGACGCUCCGCUGCCCGCGGGGGUCAGGGCCAAGGGGGACACGCUGCUUUUCCAGCGGCCCCUGGCCGUGGCCGACGCCGGUGACUACGUGUGCCGAGUGUCCAACCGCGUGGCCGCCAAGGAGGCCCGGGCCAACGUCAGCAUCCGGGGACGAGCCACAGAGGACCCCGUGCGCCGCGUGGACCUGGUGUCGGCCUCGGUGGUGGUGGUCGGGGUGAUCGCCGCCGUCCUGCUCUGCGUCCUCGUCAUCGUCGUCGUGGUCAUGACCCUGUACCACAAACGCAAGACACAGCGCAUCUCCGAGAAGUACGAGGAGGAGCUGACGCUGACCCGGGAAAAUUCCAUCCGGAGGCUCCACUCCAGCCACAGCAGUGACCCCCGGGCACAGCUGGAGGAGACGUUGCAGCUGCGGACAGAGAGUCGCCAGGGCAGCCUGCGAGGGGACAGCCUGCGAGGGGACAGCCUCAGAGGGGACAGCCUCAGAGGGGACAGCCUGCGUGGCACCAGCAUCUGCUCCGCCAUGAGCGAGGAGCCCGAGGGCCGCAGUUACUCCACGCUCUCCACGGUGCGGGAGAUCGAGACGCAGACGGAUGUCCCCGUUGUCCCCGUUGUGUCGGCGCCACCUCCGCCAGCCCCCGGCGGGAAGGAGCCCAAGGAGGAGGAGGAGGAAGGGGGCGGUGGGGGGGACCCCAUCAAGCAGGCCAUGACGCACUUCGUGCAGGAGAACGGGAUGCUGCAGGCCAAACCCAGCUCCAACGGCAUCUACAUCAACGGCCGCGGCCACCUGGUGUGAGCCAGGCACCGAGGGGACACCUGGGGACAGCCAGGGGACACAGCCAGCACCCCCCGCGCCCGCCCGGCUCUGCCCCCGCCGCUCCGGUCCCCCGGUGUCACCUCGCUGCUGGUGUGGGGUUGGGGACAAGGACAGUGCCCCAGGACUGUCACCUCGCUGCUGGUGUGGGGUCAAGGAUGGACUUCAGUCCCCCGGUGUCACCUCGCUGCUGGUGUGGGGCUGGGGACAAGGACAGUGCCCCAGGACUGGCUGCGGUCCCUGGGUGUCACCUCGCUGCUGGUGUGGGGUCAAGCAAAGACUCUGGUCCCCAAGUGUCACCUCCCUGCUGGCACAUGGAGUUGGGGACACCUCCAAGCCCCAGGACAUUCUUCGGUCCCCAAGUGUCACCUUGCUGCUGGCACAGGCUUGGGGACACACAUGGCACCCCUGGACGUGCUCUGGUCCCCAGGUGCCACCUCCCUGAUGGCACAUGGAGCUGGGGACACCACCAGGUGCCAGGACAUGCUCUGGUCCUCAAAUGUCACCUCCCUCCUUGUGUGGGGUCAAGGACCAGCUUCGGUCCCCAACUGUCACCUUGCUGCUGGCACAGGCCUGGGGACAGCACUGAGCUCCAGGACAUGCUCCUGUCCCCAGGUGUCCCCUCCCUUGUGGUGUGGGGUCAGGGGUGGACUCUGGUCCCCAAGUGCCACCUCCCUGCCAUCACAGGCCCGGGGACAAACCCCAGGACAAGCUCCUGUCCCCAGGUGCCACUUCCCUGCUGUCACUGGCUUGGGGACACCGCUGAGCUCCAGGACAUGCUCCUGUCCCCAGGUGUCCCCUCCCUGCUGCUGUGGGGUCAAGGAUGGACUCUGGUCCCCAAGUGCCACCUCGCUGCCAUCACAGGCUUGAGGACAUCAUCAAGCCCCAGGACAAACUCCUGUCCCCAGGUGCCACCCAACCCCGGGCUGGGGACACUUGUGGUGACAUUGGGGACCCCCCAGGACUCCCCAAACCUCCCAGGACCGAGCGGGGCAGGAGCCCCCGGGUCCCCCCGACCCCCCCGGGACUGUGGUGGCAGUGGGGACAGCCGUGUCCCCUCCCCCCCGGGCUGGGGGAGGGGCUGUACAGCCGUGUAUAGACCCUGUAA
This is a messenger RNA of Poecile atricapillus (Black-capped chickadee), 2890 nucleotides long. It is a transcript of the gene NECTIN4, whose product is annotated as nectin cell adhesion molecule 4. Gene Ontology annotation, biological process: homophilic cell-cell adhesion; heterophilic cell-cell adhesion. Gene Ontology annotation, cellular component: adherens junction. NCBI's taxonomy places the organism in Eukaryota, Metazoa, Chordata, Aves, Passeriformes, Paridae. The record is from RefSeq and is a predicted model, not a curated record.